AUGCAAUUUCAAGAGUAUAAUCUACAGGUCAGAAGGCUGUCAGGUUUACCGCAAGGAGCCAAUCACACGAAGGAAUACUGCUACAAGCCUUUAACUGUAAUCCAAAAAUACCUUCUAUUGGCUGCUGCAACUCACGUGGUUCUAAGUUUCCUUGUCCUACAAAACGUUAGUUGCCAAUCGUUGUGUAUUUUUGGGAGCAGUGAAAUCAUGCGUCUUCAUAAAGUCUGUAUAGUAUUCUUACUUUUUAUAACUCUUUAUGGAAUACCUUCUGAUGGACAGAAGAAAAAAGAGAUGCUUUUGUCUGAAAAAGUUGGACAACUGAUGGACUGGGCCAGUAAAAGAGCUGUAAUUCGUAUGAAUGGAGAUAAAUUUCGACGUUUAGUGAAAGCUCCACCAAGGAAUUACUCUGUCGUUGUGAUGUUUACAGCACUGCAGCCUCAAAGACAAUGUGUUGUUUGCAAGCAGGCAGAUGAAGAAUACCAGAUUUUGGCAAAUUCAUGGCGUUAUUCCAGUGCUUUCACUAAUAAGAUAUUUUUUGCUGCAGUGGAUUUUGAUGAAGGUUCAGAUGUUUUCCAUAUGAUGAAUAUGAAUUCUGCUCCAACAUUUAUGCACUUCCCAUCCAAAGGGAAGCCGAAAAGAGCUGACACCUAUGACCUUCCAGUUCGAGGUUUUGCUGCAGAGCAGUUAGCAAGGUGGAUUGCAGACAGAACCGAUGUUGUCAUACGUGUAAUUAGGCCACCAAACUAUGCUGGCCCUCUCAUGUUGGGCUUUCUUCUCGCUGUUAUUGGAGGGCUGGUCUAUCUGAGAAGGAAUAACCUUGAUUUUCUGUAUAAUCGAAAUGCUUGGGCAUUUGCUGCUUUGUGUUUUGUGCUUAUUAUGACUUCUGGCCAGAUGUGGAACCACAUCCGUGGACCUCCAUAUGCACACAAGAAUCCAAAUACAGGACAAGUGAGUUACAUCCAUGGAAGCAGUCAAGCACAGUUUGUCGCAGAAACGCACAUUGUUUUGUUGUUCAAUGCUGCUGUUACCUUAGGAAUGGUACUUUUACAUGAAGCAGCAACAUCAGAUAUGGAAAUUGGGAAACGGAAGAUAAUGUGUGUUGCUGGUAUAGGACUAGUUGUCUUUUUCUAUAGCUGGUUAUUGUCUAUCUUUAAAGCCAAGUAUCAUGGAUACCCAUAUAGUUUACUUAUAGGUUAAAUGGAGCCCUCAUUUACAUAGGUGUACUGGUUUAUAUACCCUGAACGAUGAGGAUGUGCAUCAUCAUCUCUUCCAGAUAAAGAGGACUUUGUUUUCCUAUUGCUACCUCCUAAGUCGUGUGAUAGAAUUGACCAAUCAAACCAAAGACUUGGUAGUGCCUUAAUGUGAUAGUCAUCUUUAAACAUUUUCUAAGUUUGGAAACUUCCAAAAUAUUAAUAUUUUUCAUAACAGCAUAAGUUGUAACUUAUUUCAAGUAUUUUUCCAUAAUAAGAAAAAGAAAAUACAAGAAUCACGUUACAGGUCUUUUUAGGAAUUAUUUUUCAAGAGUUAAAGUAUUCUGUAUUUUUUCUUUCUCACAACAAAAUAUGUCCUCAGCAUAAAGUUCUUGCUGCCUAUGCUCUUUUUAACACUGUAAGUGUGCAUCUGAAGUUCACAUAGAGGGACACUGUACUAGUCAGUUUGACUCAUUAGUUAUUAUGUGGUCCUAAUAAUUUUGUAAAAUAUCGAAACACUUGUGAUGUACUAUAAAAAAGAAAAGAAGGUAAAAAUAAAUGAUUUGUGAACAGAGGCAAGUCAACGCCUACAGGAGGUUUUGUGAUAUUUUUGGCAAAAGGUGCCUUAACUUAGUCUACCAUUUAAUUUAAAGGGCUUAUUUCUUGGUUAAUUAUAUUUGUAACAAAUUAAGAUUUUAUGAGAAAACAAAAAAUGUUUUUGUGAUUGUUAAUUUUUUUUUUAAUAAAUAUAUUGUUUUGAAGUUUU
Molecule: messenger RNA, 1956 nt
Organism: Erpetoichthys calabaricus (reedfish)
Lineage: Eukaryota; Metazoa; Chordata; Cladistia; Polypteriformes; Polypteridae
Product: magnesium transporter protein 1-like
Exons: 11
Coding region: 1-1197 (398 amino acids)
Cellular component (GO): oligosaccharyltransferase complex
Source: RefSeq, a predicted model, not a curated record